Messenger RNA from Castor canadensis (American beaver), 3383 nucleotides. It is a transcript of the gene Nab1, whose product is annotated as NGFI-A binding protein 1. Lineage: Eukaryota; Metazoa; Chordata; Mammalia; Rodentia; Castoridae. The record is from RefSeq and is a predicted model, not a curated record. Gene Ontology annotation, biological process: negative regulation of DNA-templated transcription. Gene Ontology annotation, cellular component: nucleus. Gene Ontology annotation, molecular function: transcription factor binding; transcription coregulator activity.
GCAGCCGCCUGAGCCGGGAGAGAGGGGGGCCGUCACUUCGGAGUUGGGGCUGAGCAAUCCUCGGGGAGCGCGCGCCGAGACCGCUGCAGCCGCCGGCCGAGUUAAACUCAUCCACAGUAAUGGCUGCGGCCUUACCCAGGACCCUGGGGGAGUUACAGCUAUAUAGGAUAUUGCAAAAAGCCAAUCUACUUUCUUAUUUUGAUGCUUUUAUCCAACAAGGUGGUGAUGAUGUUCAGCAACUUUGUGAAGCUGGAGAAGAGGAAUUUUUGGAAAUCAUGGCACUCGUGGGCAUGGCUAGUAAGCCACUUCAUGUUAGAAGGCUGCAGAAGGCUUUGAGAGACUGGGUUACAAACCCUGGUCUUUUCAAUCAGCCACUGAUCCUUCCUGUCAGCAGCAUACCUAUCUAUAAAUUACCAGAGGGAUCACCAACAUGGCUGGGAAUAUCCUGCAGUAGCUAUGAAAGGAGUAGUAAUGCCCGGGAACCUCACUUAAAAAUCCCCAAAUGUGCUGCCACCACUUGUGUGCAGAGCUUGGGACAGGGGAAAUCAGAUAUGGUAGGGAGCUUAGCAAUGCAAAGUGUCAGUGAGUCCAGACUCUGGCAAGGACACCAUGCUACUGAGAGUGAGCACAGUCUUUCCCCAGCAGACCUUGGCUCCCCAGCUUCCCCAAAAGAAAGCAGUGAGGCACUGGAUGCUGCUGCUGCACUCUCUGUUGCUGAGUGUGUGGAGAGAAUGGCCCCCUCACUGCCAAAAAGUGACUUGAGCGAAGUCAAAGAGCUGCUAAAAACCAACAAGAAGUUGGCCAAAAUGAUUGGUCAUAUCUUUGAGAUGAGUGAUGAUGAUCCACACAAAGAGGAAGAAAUUCGAAAAUACAGUGCAAUAUAUGGCAGAUUUGACUCAAAGAGAAAGGAUGGGAAACAUCUCACACUUCAUGAGCUCACUGUAAAUGAAGCAGCUGCUCAGCUGUGUGUGAAGGAUAAUGCCCUGCUGACAAGAAGAGAUGAACUUUUUGCCUUGGCUAGGCAGAUUUCUCGAGAAGUCACCUAUAAAUAUACUUACAGAACCACCAAGUCAAAAUGUGGUGAAAGAGAUGAAUUAUCUCCAAAGAGAAUUAAAGUGGAGGAUGCUUUUCCAGAUUUCCAGGAUUCUGUGCAAACACUCUUCCAGCAGGCCAGAGCUAAAAGUGAAGAACUUGUAGCUCUUAGUUCACAGCAGCCUGAAAAGGUGAUGGCAAAGCAGAUGGAGUUCCUCUGCGCCCAAGCUGGCUAUGAGAGACUGCAGCAUGAGAGAAGACUGUCUGCAGGGCUUUACAGGCAAAGCUCAGAAGAGCACAGCCCCAAUGGCCUCCCUUCUGAUAGCUCAGAGGGACAAGGAGAAAGACCUUUGAAUCUCCGAAUGCCCAAUUUACAGAACAGACAACCCCAUCAUUUUGUGGUGGAUGGGGAGCUGAGUAGACUUUACUCCAGUGAGGCGAAGUCCCACUCGUCAGAGAGCCUUGGGAUUUUAAAAGACUACCCUCAUUCUGCUUUUACGUUUGAAAAGAAAGUCAUCAAAACAGAACCUGAAGAUUCAAGAUAGCUGUGAUUCCCCUCCCACUGUUCUCUGAAAUGGCAUCAGAUUUAAGGAUAAUGCUCCAUCAUAGACUUAAGCCUUAAUAACCAAUGUUGCCUCAUUCAGCUCAAACAAAUUUCAUAGCCAAAGCAUAAGGACUCAUACAGUAGUCUGUGAAAACCAGGAAGACAAAACAAUAGCCACAAAAAAGAAAAAUCAAGAGAGCGCUACAAUCUGUAACAAAUACUGAUCUAUUCACAUUCCUGUGUAAGUUGUUUUAUGUGGAAAAGGCUUACAAGUUAAUAUCGUAAGCACUCAUUAUUUAAGAAUGUACAAUGUAUGUGUGUAAUUUAUAGAAGUAAAAUCUAGAUGUUGAGACCUGUUCUAAUAGAUGUUGAUAUAGUUUAUUUUACUUGAAAUUUUGUUGUCUGUGUGUAUGUAGCAUAAAUAUUACUAUAUGUUUGAUUUUAUAAUCUUUGCAUUCAUAAAAAAGAAAGCUUGAGUGAUAUUAUUGGUAAGGUUGCAAUGACUAUAGAAAAUUGGAAAGCAAAUACUCAAUUUAAGCCAAGGAAAAUAUUCUGUAUUUAACACUUGAUAAAACUGAUUAACAGGUAAUGUGUAGCAUUCAUUGAAUACUGUCAUUUUCACUCUUUUAAUCAGUGCAUAAUUAAUAAAUAUUGGAGAAAGCGAAAAGGAUGAGAAGUAGAAUAGAAAAUAUCUCUUACCUAGAUACCAACGAUUGUACUGUAUGAGAGCUACUUAUAAUGUAACAAAGGUAGGAAGCUGUUAUGUGGACAGAGAACUUGAAACACGUUAACUAAUGUGUAAAAGCCUUGAUACUUCAGAAUGUGUUAAAUUGAUUAACUGACAUAGUUAACCAUAAAUGUGAUAAAGAUGGUGACUUAACAAAGGCUAUAAUAGAUUAAGUAUGUUUUAUAUCUAGAAAUUUUUCUCCAUGUACAGGAGUCAGAGAGACUGGGAUGGCUCUCACUGGGGAAUGUCUUCCCACCCAGCCAUCACAAGUGUGGAUAAGUGUUGCACCCACAUUUGCAAGGAGAUUCCUAUGAAGUUUAGUUGACAGCUAUACCGAUUAUUUAUUCUACAAUUUCAUUUCUUACACCUUUCAGAUUUUCAAAUGCAGGGUUUUUUUGUAAAAUUCAUUUUAAUUUGAAAGUAUGUUUUUAAUUCUCCCUAUUUAAUUAAUUGACACAUACAUACAUAUAUAUGGUGUGUAGGAAAAUGUUAAUGUACUGACAUACUUAAGAGAAUUUCACAUUGGUUAAAAAAAGUCCAAUGUACCUUUUUUCUGCUGGUUAAAGAGAAAAUAUUUGACACUUCCUACUUCCUACAAAUUCAUCUAAAUGCAGAUAUUGUCAAGAAUAGCAUAUUGACAUGGAGUUUGUGUCUUUUUGUUUUUAGUUCUGCUUUAGAUCAUAACUGUGUAAUAAAUACUAAGUCAUAAUCUGUUAGUCUAAAAUUUGUCAGCCAAAUGUUAGAUGAAAUGUCUUCACUGUUGUCUCUAAUCACUGUCACAUAUGUAAUUACUUUUUCAUUUUGAUGUGUAGAAGAGCUUUACAGUAGAAACACCAGUAAACAACUUUUAUACUAUUAAAAGGCUUUUUACCCUUCCUAAUGAUUUAAUUGUACCAUAAUAUUUUGCCCACUGAAAAAGCUUCUUACAGACCUUGCAACUUUGUUGCUAGCUUGAGGUUGAUUGUUGUGGUUGUAUUGUUCACUGUCUGUAGAACUAGUAUGAGUAUGAUUUAAAUAGAAUGUUCAGUUUUUAAUAUUAGCCAUAGCACUGGUUAGUAUCUCAGUAGUUUCAUGAAACGU